Manduca sexta (tobacco hornworm) is the source of this 1214-nucleotide messenger RNA. RefSeq names its product arf-GAP with dual PH domain-containing protein 1-like. The transcript is spliced from 6 exons. Gene Ontology annotation, biological process: positive regulation of GTPase activity. Gene Ontology annotation, molecular function: GTPase activator activity; phosphatidylinositol bisphosphate binding. The coding region runs from base 1 to 1005 and encodes 334 amino acids. The record is from RefSeq and is a predicted model, not a curated record. Lineage: Eukaryota; Metazoa; Arthropoda; Insecta; Lepidoptera; Sphingidae. Gene Ontology annotation, cellular component: intracellular membrane-bounded organelle; plasma membrane.
AUGGGGGCUCAUAUCAGCAAGGUGAAGCAUCUGAAGCUCGAUCGAUGGGAGGACUCUCAAGUGGAAAGAAUGAAGGAAGUAGGGAAUGCAGCCGCCAAGAACAAAUACGAGGAGAGAGUGCCCCCGUGCUAUCGAAGACCUAACUGGAACGAUCCACAAGUGCUGAUCGAGCAAUGGAUUCGUGCGAAAUACGAACGAGAGGAGUUCAGUCAUCCGGAACGGCAGACUUACUUAUCUGGUACCAUGGAAGGGUUCCUCAUGAAGCGCGGCAAGGAAGACAGCCGCUACCAACUCAGAAAGUUUAUCCUAAGCGAGAAUGAGGACACGCUCAAACACCACGUAAGAGAAAAUAAGGAGCCUAAGGGCAUUCUCAAAUUGUCUGAGUUGAACGUAGUGUUCGCUCCGGCUAAGAUCGGGCAUAUGAAUUCAAUGCAACUGACCUUUAUGAAGGAUGGGACGACGAGGCACAUAUACGUGUACCAUGAGGAGCCAGAGGUUAUAAACAAUUGGUAUACAGCAAUCCGAUGCGCCCAACUACACCUACUCCAAGUGGCGUUCCCAUCAACCCCUCAAUCAGACCUGGUGUUGCGUCUGCCGAAGGACUUCGCCCGCGAGGGUUGGCUGUGGAAGACCGGGCCGCGGGCCUCGGACGCUCACCGACGCCGCUGGUUCACUCUCGACAAUAGGAAGUUAAUGUACCACGAUGAGCCAUUGGACGCGUAUCCGAAAGGCGAGAUAUUUGUUGGCAACGAGUCAAACGGCUACUGCAUCAAAGUGUCCAACACUGGUAACGGGUGCAAGGAGGCGCGCUUCCCGUUCCAGCUGGUGACGCCGGAGCGCACGUACUGCCUCGCCGCCACCUCGCACGACGACCGCGACGGCUGGCUCGCCGUGCUGCAGCAGACCAUCAAGCGCCCCGUCACGCCGCAGGACUCGCUCGUUGAAGCAAUCCUGGUCAGGAAGCGCGCGACGUCGAACCCAAUCAGCAUAUUCUCGGGGAGGUAGUUGCAUAAAAUCAAUACAAGGAAGCUAUGCACAGCUCCGACAUGUGCUUAAUGGAACUGACUGCAACGUUUUAAUAUAAAUUAUUUAGUGCCGGACGCCGCGCUGGUAGCGACGCGGUAGCUUUCUAUCGCUUUGACAAUGUUUUAUUUAUCGCAGGCGAUAAGGGCGGCCGCACACGAGCCGGUCCGUUCCGGAUCGGAAUGAGGACC